UACUCUCUUUCUUUCACCACUCGCUUCUCUCCCAACUCAGAUUUCUCUCUUUUGACUCUCCCAACUCAACUCGCUCCCUCCUCUGAUCUCCGACUCGGCUUCGCCUGACUCAGUUCCCGCCGACUCAUACUCCGUCACCGCCUUCCCCCCCUCUCUCUCCCUCUAUACAAUUUUCACUUCUUAUUUCAAUCGAACGAUCGAUACUACCACCUUUCCUAGGGUUUUCUCCAACCAACCACCUGUUUUGCUUCAGCUGAUCGUUUCGACGCCAACUGUGGUGUUUCUUCUGCUGAAUUCUUCCUCUCGACGAAUUUCUUUUGAGAUCUGAAUUUGAUUUGAGCUUCGGUGAGCAAAUUUAGCAAGUAACGAAUGGUGUAUCGAUUCCUUUUUGGGAAACUAGGGUUACUCUGGUGUAUCACGUAAGAUUUUGUUGAUUUGGAAGCUUCUGAGCUCGAUUUUGUUGGAUUGGGAUACGAAGAAGAUGGCGUAAAGGCUGAAUGUUCUUUAUUUAUUCGGGAUAAUUUGUAUGCAGGUGUAAUUUGGCGGUGGAAGUCGAGAAUUGUAGAAUUUUCUUUUUAAAUUAAACAAGUUUAGUUGUAUGAAAUUAAGGGUUUUACUGGUGGAAUAAGGUGGGGAGGAAUUUAGGAAAAUGUUUUACUCUCAGUUUAUAUUGGCCAAGAAAGGUCCUCUUGGGACGAUAUGGAUUGCGGCUCAUUUGGAGAGGAAGCUCCGCAAGAAUCAGGUUGCAGAUACCGAUAUCGGAGUUUCAGUGGAUUCAAUUCUGUCAACUGAUGUUCCUAUAGCACUCCGGUUGUCUAGCCAUCUUUUACUUGGAGUUGUUAGGAUAUAUUCAAGAAAGGUGAAUUACCUUUUCGAUGAUUGCAGUGAGGCUUUGCUUAAGAUAAAGCAAGCUUUUCGUUCCACUGCUGUUGAUUUGCCUCCAGAAGAAUCCACUGCACCAUAUCAUUCCAUCACCUUGCCAGAGACUUUUGAUCUUGAUGAUUUUGAGCUCCCAGAUAAUGAAUUUCAGGGUAACUACGUUGAUCAUCACGUUAGUGCAAGAGAUCAGAUUACACUUCAAGAUACCAUGGAAGGUGUUGUUUACUCAACAUCUCAGUUCGGAUUGGAUGAGCGAUUUGGCGACGGUGAUACUUCUCAAAUUGGUUUUGACCUAGAUGAGGACAUUUUCCUCGACAAGGUUGCUGCCCAAACGAAUGACGGAAUUCCAGAUGAUGAUCUGCAGGUGUCAGCUCCUCCAAUGACACCUGAAGAAAAAGAGGAAAUGCGUGAGGACAUUGAGGGGUUGCCUGGAACUACAGAAAUAAUGGAUUUGGAUGGCGCUGGGGACCAGAUUGAAGUUCCAGAUGCAAAUAUAGAAGCUUUCGACCAUGCUGCUGAGGAUCCAUCUACUCCUGGAUUCAUGGAACAUCCAAGCCCGUCUAAGGCUGAGGAGCCUAUGAACUUUGAUGGUCACAUGGAAUCAAAAGAUCUGAACUUUGAUGGUCACAUGGAAUCAAAAGAUCUGAACUUUGAUGGUCACAUGGCAUCAAAAGAUCUGAACUUUGAGGGUCACUUGGAAUCAAAAGAUCAUGAUUUUACAACAUUUGAAGGCCCAGAAGAUACAGAAAAUGCUGUUAGUAAGUGUGAUGCCCAUGAAACUAUUGCUCCUUUGGAGAAUGGCUGCCUUUCAAGUGAUGUGGAGAUGCAACAGGCAAAUUUGCAGCUUCAUUUAGCAUCUAUUCCAGUUACUACAGAGAACAGUCAUUUAGCAUCUAUUCCAGUUACUACAGAGAACAGUCAUUUAUCAUCUAUUCCAGUUACUACAGAGAACAUCUCUGCAGAUAAUGGGGUUUCAGCACCAUCGGCUGUUGUUGAGCAUGAUAAACCUAUUCCUCUAGCUCCAGAGUGCUCAAAUGGAAACAAUAGUGCAGUGGGCGGUCCAAUCAGGGUGGAAGAAAUACACAAUGGUGUUGUUAUAGAUGAAAGAACUAGACACACCGGAACAAAUGUACAAUUCCCUCAAUCUCCUGGAGCUAGAUUGGAUGAAACUGUUGCAUCUCCUAGUUGCUCCCAGGUGACCACAGAACUGGAGGAUCCUGGUCGUCAGACUUUGUCAAUUGAUGUUGAAACUCACAACAUGGGAGAAUCAUGCUCUCUUAACAAUGCAUUGUUAACAAAUGUUGUUUGUCCACCCGAGUCACCCGGGAGACCAGAGGUUGUGAAUGUUGAAGGUCAGACCUCUCAAGAGCCAAAAGAAACAAAUACUUUGAGUCAUUUUACUCAUGAUUUCAUGGCAUCUAAUAAUUAUCCUGGACUCCAUGCCUGCACUCAGAAAGGUCCUGAUAUGUCAUCUUUUGGAGGUAACGAGAGCCAUUCAAUUGAUCUUAUGAGACAGGAGACUGGAAAUAAUUUUACUUUGAGUCAUUUUACUCAUGAUUUCAUGGCAUCGAAUAAUUUUCCUGGACUUCGUGGCUGCACUCAGAAAGAACCUGAUAUGUCAUAUUUUGGAGGUGACCAGAGCCAUUCAAUUGAUCAUAUGGGACGGGACACAGUAAAUAAACAUCUUCCUGAACCUGCAUUAUGUGAAGAGACUCCAGUUGACCGCAGACAGUUGAAUUUAGAAAUGCAUAACGUGGCAUCUCGUGAUAUUCAGCUAGAGAAUUUUAACAGAUCUGCAGCUUCAGACUUACCUGCCCCUGAAAGGCUGCUGUUUGUGUCUGAAGGGCUUUUUAGUAAACCAAAUGAUUUGUUCAUGGAGUCCACACCUAGGGUUGAUGAGUUUGGUGGUGGAUUUAGAAAUGCACCAGUUGACCGCAGGCAGUUGGAUUUAGAAAUGCAUAAUGUAGCAUCUCGUGAUAUUCAGCUAGAGAAUUUUAACAGAUCUGCAGCUUCAGACUUACCUGCCCCUGAAAGGUUGCUCUUUGUGUCUGAAGGGCAUUUUAGUAAACCAAAUGAUUUGUUCAUGGAGUCCACACCUAGGGUUGAUGAGAUUGGUGGUGGGAUCAAACUUACGGCAGGACAGAAACGUAGCUUCACGGAGAGUACUUUGACUGUACAUAGUUUAAACUCGAGUGACUCAUUUAAUAUGACCAAGUUCAUGAGAACUGCAGAAUCCGUUCCGGAUGAUAAUGAUUUGCUGUCUUCUAUCCUAGUUGGAAGAAAAUCUUCAGUUUUGAAGAUGAAGCCCACUCCACCUGUACCUGAAAAAAAAUCGAAACGCCCUCGGUCCACUCCCCGUGCUAGUGCCAAGAAGAGAAAAGUGCUUAUGGAUGAUAUGAUGGUUCUACAUGGCGAUAUAAUACGACAACAAUUGACAAGUACAGAAGACAUACGUCGCCUGCGUAAGAAAGCUCCCUGUACUAGCCAAGAAAUUUCAUUGAUUCAAAGACAAUUCUUAGAGGAAGAAAUUUUUAAUCAACCCAGUUUUACUGGUAUGUCCACAGCACUGAUAUUUUUGCACCAUGAGAAAUUUGAUUUGACUGGGUUAAGGGUGUAUGAAAAUGAUCCAUACAAUGGUCCUGUUGAACCAGCAAAGGAUGUAGUAGAGCCUUCUGUUUUGGUCCAAAGAAAUUUGGAAACACAAACUGUUAACAUUCCUAUUCAAAGUGAGAUUCAGCAUACUGCUGUUUUGGUCCAAAGUGAUUUCGAAACACAAACUGUUAACAUUCCUAUUCAAAGCGAGAUUCAGCAUACUGGAAACAGUGACUUCAGAUCUCAACAUGAAAAAAUGGGACUUGGUGUACAAAAUAGUGAAGUUGUUGCUGAUGCAGCAAAUCAUUCUAUUAACCGGAUAGAGUCAUCAAUUCAAAUCAAACUUAAUUCUAUUGAUAUUGCCAACAACAUGACAGAAAACACUGUUCAAGCAGAUCUUGUGGAUAAGAGUAACGAUGUAGAUGCUUCUGUACUGAUGGAGGCAUCAUGCAUGUACCCACAGAGGUUUGAAACUGAGCCUAUUGAGGAAACAUCACUAGCGGACACAAGUAACGGGAGACUUGAUGCUAUUGAAUGUAGUGUAGAUCCUGAGAAAGAUAAUGGCAAUUUACAUGCCUCCCUUGAUGUGGCAUCUGUGGAAUCUGAGGGGUAUGAUAUUAAUAUGCUUCCUGGGUCUGGAGAUCAAGCUGUGGAAGUACAUGAAAACAUUGAUUUAAGUGUUAUGAAUCCAGAUGAGGUCCAGGCACCAGAAGAAGGAUGUGAAGGCAAGGAUUUGGCUUCUAGCUGUAUGCAAGCUGAUGGAGCAAACUUAGAUUUAACUCUACCCUUAGAGCCAAAUGUGGAUGAAGAGAAUGCAAGCUGUAUGCAAGCUGAUGGAGCGAACUUAGAUUUAACUCUACCCUUAGAGCCAAAUGUGGAUGUAGAAAAUGCAAGCUGUAUGCAAGCUGAUGGAGCGAACUUAGAUUCAACUCUACCCUUAGAACCAAUUGUGGAUGUAGAAAAUGCUCCUUUGAAUGAAGAAGAGAAUACAGACGUGAAGGAAAGUGAUCUACCGAGUGCCUUAAAUGAAGAAGCAACAACUGCUGAGGAUUCUGCAGUGGAGCUUCGUGAUGAUUAUGAAGAAGAUGUCUUAUACGAUAAUGACACAGAAUUUUUGAAUGUAGACGAUGAUGACGUAGAAGAAGACUACGAUGAUGAUAAUUUGCCAGGUGCUGAAGAUCCUCGUCUUCUUGAAAACAGUGGAUGGUCUUCUCGAACGCGGGCCGUUGCUAAGUAUCUCCAAACCUUAUUUGAUAAGGAAUCUGUGCCUGGAAAGAGAGUUCUCCCAAUGGACAAUCUAUUAAUGGGGAAGACUCGCAAGGAAGCAUCAAGGAUGUUUUUCGAGACACUGGUUCUAAAGACAAAGGAUUACAUCGAUGUAGAGCAAGCAAUGCCGUUUGACAACAUCAAUGUAAAGCCUAGAAUAAAGCUAAUGAAAUCCGACUUCUGAGAAUCUUACAAUAGGAAAAAGGCAAGAAGAUACAGUUUGAUACGUAGUUUGGCUCAUGAUAUAUUAUGAUGAUGAUGAUGAUGAUGAGGGUCCUUUAUUAUCAAUUUUUUUUUUGGGGGGGUUUCAUUAGAUUUUUUUUUUCUUUUCUUUCAUCAAAGGGUGGUUCUCUUUUUUUUUGUUCUUGUCUUAUAAAUUAUUUUUAUUUUUUCGUUUCGAUGGGAAGGGAAGGGAAGGAAGAAAGAAUUAUGUCAUAUUUAGUUUGAUGUAAUUGGUAGUUUAACAAGUCAAAAGGUCUAAAUCUAAUGGCACCUGUAUCUUUGUAGUAGUGACAACAAUGCUGUAACAAGGAUCUUAUGUAUAUGUAUAUAUUUGUAAAAUAUUAUUAUUAUCAUUGCAAUUGAUUACCCUAAAUUAUUAUA
Cannabis sativa is the source of this 5340-nucleotide messenger RNA. RefSeq names its product sister chromatid cohesion 1 protein 4. The coding region runs from base 650 to 4921 and encodes 1423 amino acids. Gene Ontology annotation, biological process: mitotic sister chromatid cohesion; synaptonemal complex assembly; replication-born double-strand break repair via sister chromatid exchange. Gene Ontology annotation, cellular component: cohesin complex; synaptonemal complex. Lineage: Eukaryota; Viridiplantae; Streptophyta; Magnoliopsida; Rosales; Cannabaceae. The record is from RefSeq and is a predicted model, not a curated record. The transcript has 16 exons. Gene Ontology annotation, molecular function: chromatin binding; protein binding.